Messenger RNA from Zootermopsis nevadensis, 2301 nucleotides. RefSeq names its product TM2 and DnaJ domain-containing protein wurst (gene wus). The record is from RefSeq and is a predicted model, not a curated record. Lineage: Eukaryota; Metazoa; Arthropoda; Insecta; Blattodea; Termopsidae. Gene Ontology annotation, cellular component: membrane.
UAGUACGAAAAAGGGGGAGCGUUGACAUACGUAAGAUGGCCAAAAAAAGUAUGUUUCUAACAUAUGUGUUGUGGUUAGGUGGUGGAUUUUUUGGUUUACACCACAUUUACCUCGAAAGGGACGCUCAAGCAUUUCUUUGGUGGUGUACACUUGGUGGUUAUAUUGGUUGUGGCUGGGUGAGAGAUAUUUUCCAUAUACCCGAAUAUGUGGCAGAUGCAAAUGAAGAUAAAAAGUUUAUGGAAAAACACAUACAACGAGUAAAGGAACACAGAACGCCUCCAUUUUCCACCACAAGAUUCUGUGGUAUGGUUAUAAUAGCGUACCUAUGGAGCUCAGUUCUGUGGUUAGCCAUUCCUGACGAAGAAGUUGGAGGUGUUAAUUGGAGAUGGUUAAUUGUGUUUGUGCCGCUUGCUUGUGCAUUGGGGGUUUGGACAGUUGGCAAUAUUGGAAGAGAAGAAGGCACUAUUCAUUGGGCUUUGUUUGGAGCAUAUGCAACACUCCCACUUUACUGGCUCCUUGAAGAUGAUUCCACGUGGUACACAUUGAUGACAUUUGUUUCUGCUUUAGCAUUUGAUACAAAAUCAAAACAAUGGCGGAGAAAACCAAAACAACAGAAAUCAUUAUUAAAGCGCAUCAUGGUGUUGUCCAUUUGUGGAAUGCUGUACUUGUCCCUGUGGGGGAGUUACUUUUAUUUCAAUGCCAAAUUCACGGAUAAAGAGGGGGAGGAGAUAAAGGUUUCAGAAGCUGUGCACCAUUUCUUAACUUCUCCUUUGUGGACUGAUCUCAAACAGUCACUAUAUGAUACCUGGAAUUAUGCUCAGCACCAUGGCUGGUAUGAGAUAUGGAAACAACUCAUUGAUCUGUCAGAUCCUCAUGGAGAACAAAAUGCAUAUAAGGUGCUUGGUGUUUCCAGUGGAGCAUCUCAGCAAGAAAUUACAGCCAGGUGGAGAGCCUUGUCUCGAGAAUUUCAUCCUGACAAAGCAAAAGAUCCUACACUAAAGCAAGCAGCUCAGGAAAAGUUCAUGGAAAUCCAGCAAGCAUAUGAAAUUUUAUCGAAUAUUAAGAAUAAAAGGAGUCAACGAAACAAGAAAUUCAGUCCAGAUUAAUCACUGUAAAUAAACUAAUAUGUCAGAGACCUGUGUAUUUUGAAGAAAUUGUAUUUUUUUAUCAGAUUUGAAGAAUGUUAUCCAUAUGAAUAGUUUACAAACCAAGUGAUGGCUGCUUUUGGUAACUCGACAUUUAAUCCUAUGUAGUUCCAUGCUGAGUGUCUGUGGGUGCUAUCAUGGUGACCCACAUGGCACUACAAGAUCACAUCAGACUGCAAAUAUUUAUAUCAUUCUCAAACAUCGAUUUUUGAAUCCAUGGUAUGUUCAAAACACUAAAGAAAGGUGUAAUAACUCUACAAUAGUAGAAUCCCAAGGUUCAAUACUAAUAUCUACAGCGAUGUUGUCAGAUUGUAAACUCUUCCAUGCCAGGAUUUAAUGUAUUCUACUGAGACUGCUACAGAAUUUUGUGAAGAUGUGUUGCCAUCUCUUGGUACACACAAAACUCCUGGCUCUUGGUCUGCAACUCUGUUCUGCAGCGUCUAUCAUUAAUAUUCCAAUCAAAGGUAGAUCCUAGGCUGUUAUUUAUGGGAUGCAAAUAUAAUAAUAAAUUCUUAUUCACUUUAGAAGCAGAAGCUAACACAUCUUACACCAUCAUAUGCAGAACAUGGCUUAGUUUCAAGUUCUUCUCCUUCAGUGCUAAAAUCUAACAUUCUCUCAAUUGUGAUUUCCCAGUCAAAUUACUUAAUUUUACUUCAUGAAUACAACCAAAUUAAGACUUUGUGUCUUCAACUUACAUUUCUUUACAAAAGACCAUAUGGCAGGAUUUGGAACUUUCACGCUGCUGUAGCAGCAGUUCUUACUAGUGGAAGUAUGACAUACCCCUUUGUAUGCUACACACACAUGCUUUAAGGAUGGUUCCCUUGAAGUUUCACAUGCUACCAAACUUGAGUGAAAUAUCUGUCACACAAAGACUCAAGCCAAAACAGACAGAAGUCUUGAUACACACAUAAGAAUCCAAUUCCCAGGAAGAAAUAUAUAAUUGGAUUUGUAUAGUAAAAGAUGCACAAAAAUUGAAUAUUGAUUGACUCUGCAUCACUGUUGGUUUGAUGUUUUCUCCUGUUUGAACAGAUCUAUAAUUCAGUAUAUAUUUAUUUAUUAUUUCAGUCUAUACACAAACUUAAUUUUAAUUUUUAAAUGUUGUUGUUAAAAUUAAAAUUAAAAUUUAGCGCUUUUCAUCGUUAUUACGAUGUUACAU